AUGGAAAUAUGUCUUUAUAGUUGCCAUUUAUUCCAGGUGCUGAAUGGAAACAACGGUGAUGGUGGCGAGGUUCAGCAUUUCCUGGAUGAACCGGUUUUAACUCGAUAUAUACGGUUUGAAGUCCACACGUUUGUCGGUUUGCACCCAUGUAUGGGAAUAGAAGUCUAUGGUUGUGCACCAGGUAAAAAAUAUCGAUCUUCUUUUUUGUAACUGACUGAGUAGUUGAUUCAUUAAAGGAUCUAUAUUAAUAAGAUUAUUAAUUAGAUUGAUGGAUUAAUUAGGUUGCUUGAUUGAUUAGAUAUCUUAUUCAUUGGUUGAUUAGUUUAUUAUUGGUUGAUUCAUUGCUUGAGUAAUUAUAUGAUUGUCACUGCAUGUUGACUGGCUGAUUACUUGAUUUAUUGAUGAUUAAUAGAUUGAUUAGCUAAUUAUGUAAUCAAUUGAUUGAUUAUUUUGUCAAUUGAUUUUCAAAUUGAUUGAAACGUUGACUAAUUUUUGGUUGAUGUCUUGAGAAAAGAGUGAGAAAAUGUUUGUUUUUACAGGCUGAUAUUACAGCAGGUGCGCGGUCGUAAUAAUUGGCUAGUUUAUUAAUUGUAAGAUAUUAACUAUUGUUAUUGCAGCUAUCAAACCAACGGAGGCAUCAGUAAUCAGAAAAUCAUCAGAGUGGAUCAAAAUCGAGUGGACCCAACUGCCGUCAGAAGUGGAUAAUGGGAAAAUUUUUGGCUACAAAAUCUGCCAUAAAUUAUCUUCCUCUGUACGCUGCGAAACCGCGCAUUACGUUGGCCAUGAUACUACGUCAUAUUAUAUCAAAGAUUUGAUACCAUAUACCGAUUACAAUAUUGAGAUUUCUGGUGGAACCAUAGCAGGAUAUGGGCCGCCUAUUUUACUUCCUGCAAAAACCCGGGAAUCACGUAGGUUAUCCGGCUAGAGAGAAUUCGAAAAAUUUAUGCCUCUUAUGUUUUGUAGUAUCAGCUUUAAAUUUUAUACUUGAGAUAAAAUAACCAUCCUAUCAUUUUAAUAUAUCGAUUAAUAUUUGACUGAUCAAAAUAACCAACCGUUUAAUAUUACAACUUUUCCAAGUUGAAGUAAAAAACUAUUUUAGUAUAGCACAUUUUAAAAACAUAUAUGCAUGUUUGUGGUUAAUUAAUGCAUAUUUGUGGUUAAGUGGUUAACCUACAAGAUUUCGUUAAAAAGUAGUAAAUAAUGAGGUUGGAGCCUAAUUUUUGCUCGUGUUGGAAAUGGGUCUUCACAAUUUCCUUCACUCGUAUAAAUCAGAGCCUCAGAGCAAGAAAUAAUGAAGAGUUUUGAUUGGUAAGAUCUUAUAGAAUUCUUCCUGUUUAAUUAAAAAAUAUUUCUGAUACUGUUUUCUACAAGUUGGAAUAUUGGUAUAUCCACCUUAAGUGAUUCUAGAAAUCAAACGGUUCGUCGUUUUUAUUAGUAAAAUAGAAAUAAACUAAGAGUUACUAAAGACCUGAUUAUUGUUGAUAAGAGAAAAGUAUAUCUAAAUAUUUUUCAGGUAGUUGUAUCCCUACCAAUCCGUAGCUUUGUUAUUAUUUGUACUACCUACACUGAAGCAGACCAUUCAAAGUUUGAUUCCCUCUUUUUAAAAACCCUGUAUCGUUGUCACACAUUCGACUAUUUCGUGUUGUUUAAAGCGCCGAUAACGUCAUGAUAGGCCUUUGCAAUAAUAAAUAAACCUGGUGUUUUUCCCAAACCUAAACAAGUUAACUGCAAUUUACAGAUGUUUCCAGAGAGGUCAGAUGCCACCGAAUAAUUGAAGAAUAAAAAUUAAUUAUGCGCAUAAAUUACCAUUUUUCCAAUGAUGCGGAGAACUGCAUUUAUCUAAUUAUGAGUUUAAAAUAACUCGUUUCAAAAACUCGUCUUCUUUAUACACUCGUCUUUUCCUUUUUGUAUUUUCAAAGCCGUUUACGUAAAGGGGCUGUAAUUACCUUAGUUUCACAUUUUUUUUGAAAUUAAUGAUCUGGCGAAAAAAGUAACCAGGAUGACGUUUCACUUUGGCCUAUGUCUAGAGGGACAAAGGUAGCAAUUAUAUUCUUGCGGAAGAAGUGACUAGUUCUAGUAACUCCAAGUAAAUAAAUUUAUCCUUUGCAUAUAGGUCCAAGUGGCCCUCCACAUCUCGUAAUGGCACAAGAUCUUACUGCCACUAGCGUCAAACUGUUGUGGUCACCCCCAGAGGAAAGUCAUCGCAACGGAGUUAUUACGGUAUAUAGUUUAUGUUACCAGGAGGCCAGCUUGGAAACGAGCUGUACAACUGAUGUACAAGUUCCGGGAGAGAAGCUGUCAUAUGACAUUACCAAAGGACUCCGGCCAAAUACAGAGUACAUGUUCACUGUUGCUGCAGCGACUGUAACGGGUUUGGGCCCCAGAGCAGUACUUUAUGAAUCCACACUUUCUUCAGGUAACUUUAAAAUUUACGCUCAAUUAAAGUAUACGACCGCGGCCCCAAUCGCGUUAUGGUACGACACCACUUUGCGAUUUCGUCGAAACGAAUUUGUGUUCGAACUGAAUGUGGGUUGA
This is a messenger RNA of Paramuricea clavata, 2535 nucleotides long. The record is from the annotation of a GenBank genome assembly. Lineage: Eukaryota; Metazoa; Cnidaria; Anthozoa; Malacalcyonacea; Plexauridae.